UUGCAAGAUGCCGUACGCGAAUCAGCCAACGGUACGGAUCACGGAGCUUUCGGACGAAAACGUUAAGUUUAUCGUUGAGAAUACGGACCUGGCGAUUGCCAACUCCAUCCGCAGGGUGUUUAUAGCAGAGGUCCCGACCAUCGCUAUUGACUGGGUGCAGAUAGACGCCAAUUCCUCCGUCCUCCAUGAUGAGUUCAUCGCGCACCGAGUAGGGCUCAUUCCUCUGACCAGCGAUGACAUUGUGGAUAAGCUGCAGUACUCCAGGGACUGCACCUGUGACGAGUUCUGUCCCGAGUGCUCCGUCGAGUUCACGUUGGAUGUGAGAUGCAAUGAGGACCAGACUCGCCACGUCACCUCUCGGGACCUCAUCUCAAACAACAUGCGCGUGAUUCCGGUGACAUCACGCAGCAGAGACAAUGACCCCAAUGACUACGUGGAGCAGGAUGACAUCCUGCUCGUAAAACUCAGGAAGGGACAGGAGCUUCGACUCAGAGCGUACGCUAAAAAGGGCUUUGGAAAAGAACACGCCAAGUGGAACCCCACCGCCGGGGUGGCCUUUGAGUAUGACCCAGACAAUGCCCUGAGGCACACAGUGUACCCCAAACCCGAGGAAUGGCCAAAGAGUGAAUACUCGGAAAUCGAUGAAGAAGAAGCCCAAGCUCCUUACGACCCCAACGGGAAGCCUGAAAGGUUUUAUUAUAACGUGGAGUCCUGCGGCUCGCUGCGGCCCGAGACCAUCGUCUUGUCUGCCCUCUCGGGUCUGAAGAAGAAGUUGAGCGACCUGCAGACCCAGCUCAGCCAUGAGAUCCAGAGCGACGUGCUCACCAUUAACUGAGCGCUUUCUCUUUUUUUGUGUUUAAUUGAACUGCUUUCCCUGCCCCGGGCGCUGUAUAUAUCUAAUAAACAACAGUGAACGUUUACACGUCUUCAGUGCAAAAUGA
This is a messenger RNA of Spea bombifrons (plains spadefoot toad), 941 nucleotides long. RefSeq names its product RNA polymerase II subunit C (gene POLR2C). Gene Ontology annotation, cellular component: RNA polymerase II, core complex. Gene Ontology annotation, molecular function: DNA-directed RNA polymerase activity; protein dimerization activity. Gene Ontology annotation, biological process: DNA-templated transcription. Bases 8 to 835 code for a protein of 275 amino acids. NCBI's taxonomy places the organism in Eukaryota, Metazoa, Chordata, Amphibia, Anura, Pelobatidae. The record is from RefSeq and is a predicted model, not a curated record. The transcript has 9 exons.